Messenger RNA from Cuscuta epithymum, 1272 nucleotides. Lineage: Eukaryota; Viridiplantae; Streptophyta; Magnoliopsida; Solanales; Convolvulaceae. The record is from the annotation of a GenBank genome assembly.
CUUAUAACUUUGAAAUUGUUUGCAACUCUCUGUGUUCCAGAAAAGAAAACGAUUUCCCUUCCUUCUGGGCCGAAAUCAAAAGAAAGAACUGCACAAAUUCAGGCUAUCCCUGUUCAAGAGCGUUGGUUUGCCAGCCUUGUCGCUGAAUCCCCAGUCUCUCUUGAAGAAUCGGGGCAGGACUCUGACGGCUCUAAAGAGGUUGAAGAAGAGAAUAUAGAUGCGUAUAUUCCCAUGCAGGUUGUUUUCCCGGUGGGUGAAGCUUCUCUGCCGGCUCCCAACAAGUGCCCCCCUGUGUCUACUGCGGCUAUGUCUUCUUCCAGCUCCCGUUUGACUCCAUCUGCUCACGAAUUGCUUGCUCUGGCUUCCAAGAAGAAAAGAGCCUCUCCCAGACUGGCUUCCACUCCUCAAAAGCUUCCCAAGCUGUCCGUUGCUAUUGAAACCAAACCAAACUUACCUCGUCCCCACGAGGUCAAAACUGUUCCAGCCCUUAAGCCAUUGGAUGUAAAGAUGUCACUUUCCCCUGACUUUUGUAGUCUACAAGACGUAUCCUUGAUGAGAGGAGAAAUACACAAGCUCAUGCUUCCUUCAUCUCCAGAUGUUUUCAAAGGCUUGCCCCCAGCUGGAUUACUGUCUGCAUCCUCGGCCUAUGCUUUUCAGAGCUUGCAAGCUGGUCUGGUUGCUGCUGAGAAAGUGGCUUUGCUGGAGAAAGCUCUUGACGAGUCUAAGCAUAAUGAAUCACUCUCUCGCUCUCUUGCGGAAGACAAUGCCAAGCUAGUUCAGGAUUUGCAAAAGGAAGUGACAGCUCAAUCUGCACAGAUUUCAAGGCUUGUUGACAGGAUUAAGGCGCUUGAAGCUUAUGGGCGGAAAAAGAAACAAGAAGUUAUUGACGCAGCCUGCUACUACGUUUGGCAAACCCGGGGAGACCUGAUGGCCUCUUUCCUUGCAGGUGAGUCGGCCAACUGGAAUGCGGAAGAGGAUAUUGCCACCUGGAAGAAGGUUCAAGAGGAUAUGGAUUCCCCUGUUGCUGAGGACGGCUUUGACGUGGGUCAGUCUGAUGGUGAGGCUGACUCCAAACAUGCUUAGAUUAUUUCGUUCUCCUUGACGUUUUUGAUAAACAUUUCUGAUGUCCCGGAGUCCUGGUGGUUUAUCCAGGACGGGAAAUACUUUUGACGCUUUAAGCCUGUGCACUUGGUGGUUUAUCCAAGGCUUGGCUUUUGUUUUGCUACGUUUGAUGUGAAAACUUUGACGUGACCGCUUUUAUAUCCUGUCUGU